Triticum turgidum subsp. durum (durum wheat) is the source of this 1080-nucleotide messenger RNA. NCBI's taxonomy places the organism in Eukaryota, Viridiplantae, Streptophyta, Magnoliopsida, Poales, Poaceae. The record is from the annotation of a GenBank genome assembly.
AUGACGACGACGGAGACGGCGACGGCGGCGACGGCGAGGGAGCCGCGCGAGGCGUCCCGGCGGGAGGGCCGCGACUCGCACGGCAGGCGCCCGCACUCCACGUCCAGGUCGCGCCGGGACGACCCGAGCCCGAGGAGGCGGAGAGACGACAGGAGGCAUGACUCCGACAGGAGCCAGCACAGGCGUCGGGCCGAGGAGGGCGCCGGUGAUGAGGGCGACCGUGAUGAGAGGAGGAACAGGCACUUGCAGGACGCGAAGGAGCGGAGCGAUGGUCCUGAUCCAGGGCACGGGGAUGGGAAGACGCAGCCAAGCGAUGCUAAAGAGGACCAUCACGCGAGGCACGAGAGGUCUCCCAGGGGAACCAAGCGGUUCUCCGAGACGAGAGAGGCCUGGCGGCCUAGAUCUUCGUUCUUUCAGCAUGAUGAGCGUGAACGUGCUGGGCAAGGUGGUCGACGCUAUGGUCGCCAAGAUUAUGGAAGACAAAGGGAUCAAAAUGAGCAUCUCGAUGAUAGAGAUAGACACAAGUAUGAGGGACAUGGUUUGCAGGAAAAGUUUGGGCAGCCUCAACAACACAGUGAUGUUGAUUCUACAUGGAAGCACGAUGGGUUUUUCAAGUUGCAGGAAGACGCUCCGGUUGCCAAAAGGAGGUCAGGAUUUAAGGAGAUGAGAAUGCCACUGGAGGGGCAAGAAUCAGCUCCUGCUGUUACAGAACCGAAUUCAAGAUCACGUAUACCUGAUCAACCUGGGUGGACCUCUGGAAUGGGAGAAGAAAGGAGAAACUACCAUUCACGGGAAUUCAUAAGGCCUGAUGAUCGAGAUACCAGGAGGGGAUUUUCUGAUUACCGGAGUGCUGGUCAGAGAAAUGGCUAUGAUCCAAGAGGGCGUUUUGCUGGCAGAGGGGGAAGGGGCAGAGACAGGUUUGACUGCCAGUAUGGUGGAAGAAGCAACAUGCACGAGGAUGCCGGUGAUCAUCAGACAGAGAAAUGGAAGCAUGACCUUUAUGAUGAGACGAACAGUACCCCAGCUCCGAUGACUGAAGAAGAGCAGAUUGCAAAAGUCGAAGCACUGUUGGCACUGUAG